GCUACGGAUUGUUAGUGAACUUCCAGGUCUACCUAUUUGAAGACAUCGAACUAUUCUCUUUAGUUAAUACAUCAUCAUCACCUCCCUAAUAAUUACCCCGGCUCAUAUACAACAUCCUAAUAUCGAAGAGGAAUAAUUCUCGAAUUUAAACUAAAUUCGCAGGCGAGGGAACCCGAUUUAUUUUUCAAUUGUUGCAAUACGUAUCUGCCGAACAUCGAACGCUUCUAGACACGUAAACUAUUAUCACCACCUUUAUCGGCCACGCACACGAUCAACCUCCUAGUGCCACCUAGCACUUAACAGAAGCCGACUACACAAACAAGAUGAUUAGAUCAACACAGAUAGCCCGCUUGGGCGACGGCUUAAUGCUUUGCGCAUCUGUAGACGAUGAACAAACAGAAUCCUCCCUCAGCGAAGUGAAGUCGCAAACGAAGAUCAUACUACGACGACUAAACCACAACUCCGAGCCGCAAGCCAGCAUCGAGAGCGGCAGCUACACAUUACACUACUUAAUUGCCAACGACGUAGUCUACAUCUGCAUAAGCGAGCGGUCCUACCCCCGCAAACUAGCAUUCACCUACCUCUCCGACCUCUCCUUCGAAUUCGCGCAAACCUACUCCGCACAGCUAACCUCGCCCUCUCUCCGGCCCUACGCAUUCAUGGAAUUCGACACCUUCAUCGGGCGCACGAAAGCGCUAUACGCCGACGCGCGCGCAGCCCAGAACCUCGACCGACUAAACGACGAGCUGCGCGACGUGACGAAGGUGAUGACGAAGAACAUCGAGGACUUGUUGUAUCGUGGUGAUAGUCUGGAUAAGAUGGGCGAGAUGAGCUCGCGGUUGCGCGACGAUAGUAGGAAGUACCGCAAGGCGGCUGUGAAGAUCAAUUGGGACCUUUUGAUAAAACAGUACGCGCCGAUUGGGGUGUUUGUCUUGAUUGUGUUGGUGUUUAUUUGGUUGCGGUUCUUUUAAAUCUAGCGAUAGGCUGCUUUUGGACUGGUGUUGGUAGAAAUCGACGGAUCGUUCGUCGAGAGUGUGGGCGACGAGCUCAUGGAUGUACAGACGUAAUGCUGAUUGUCAUGAAUAUACAUAAUCACAGAGAA
Molecule: messenger RNA, 1102 nt
Organism: Annulohypoxylon maeteangense
Lineage: Eukaryota; Fungi; Ascomycota; Sordariomycetes; Xylariales; Hypoxylaceae
Product: snare-like protein
Exons: 4
Coding region: 324-971 (215 amino acids)
Biological process (GO): vesicle fusion with Golgi apparatus; retrograde vesicle-mediated transport, Golgi to endoplasmic reticulum; endoplasmic reticulum to Golgi vesicle-mediated transport
Cellular component (GO): Golgi membrane; SNARE complex; endoplasmic reticulum-Golgi intermediate compartment
Molecular function (GO): SNAP receptor activity
Source: RefSeq, a predicted model, not a curated record